GCGAGACGGGUUUCGUUUAAAAACAAAUUUGAAAACGAAUACUGAUUGAAUUUUUAUUUUUUUUGUGGGGUCAUACUUUGGCACCACAAGUUUUAAUUUAGAAAGUUAACGUGUAUAUUUUCACGGUUUAUUUUUUUAAAUGCCUGAAGUUCUCGCGCGCGAGGAGGACGUCGUGGCCGUGACAUUCCCGUCCGCGAGACGAUCUUCGGGUGAAAAGAUGCGGGACGCGUGCUACACCAACCACACGUUUGAAUACGAUGACGGGAGCACGCGCCGCACGCGCAUGAGCUCAAGAUGUGGCUCGACUCGCGGGGGCAGAGGGGUGGUCUUGAAUGUGCAGGACCUCGAGAUGAUCGCUGGAUCUGCAUCUGUUGUCCCCUCCCUUCAAACCCACUUCCGCUUCCAAGACCUGUUGCUAGGAGACCAGACAUUUCAGAAUGAUGACAGGGUUCAUGUGGAGUUUUAUGUGGAUGAAAACACAUUUAAAGAGAGACUUAAACUCUUCUUUAUUAAAAACCAAAGAUCCAGUUUAAGGAUCAGAAUAUUUAACUUCUGUCUGAAGCUUCUGACAUGCGUCCUCUACAUCAUUCGAGUAAUGACGGAUAAUCCGGGUCAACUCCGCAAUACAUGCAUCAACUGUAACAGCAGCACCACACUGACCAAUGACAUCAACUGGGAGCUGAUAUUCUGGGUAGAUAGAAAAGUACCCGUGUGGGCCAUUCAGGUGAUUGUGGCAUCCAUCAGUUUCAUGGAGGCCAUGUUGCUUACGUAUCUCAGCUAUAAGGGUAAUAUAUGGGAGCAGAUAUUUCAGGUGUCCUUUCUGUUGGAGAUGUUGAACACUGUUCCUUUCAUCAUAACGAUUUUCUGGCCUCCGCUCAGAAAUCUGUUUAUACCAGUUUUUCUCAACUGCUGGCUGGCCAAGUGUGCUCUGGAGGGUAUGAUAAAUGAUCUACACAGAGCAAUCCAGAGGACACACUCCGCCAUGUUUAACCAGGUCCUCAUUCUCAUCUGCACUCUCUUGUGUCUGGUUUUUACUGGCACAUGUGGGAUUCAGCAUUUAGAGCGAGCCGGUAAGAAGAGUCUGUCUCUCUUUAACGCGUUGUAUUUUUGCAUCGUGACCUUCUCUACGGUGGGCUUUGGUGAUGUGACGCCACAGAUCUGGCCAUCUCAGCUUCUGGUGGUGGUGAUGAUCUGUGUAGCUCUGGUUGUGCUCCCUCUACAGUUUGAGGAAUUGAUUUAUCUGUGGAUGGAAAGACAGAAGUCCGGAGGAAACUACAGCAGACAUCGGGCUCAGACAGAGAGGCAUGUGGUGUUGUGUGUGAGCACGCUGAAAAUCGACCUGCUCAUGGACUUUCUCAAUGAAUUCUAUGCUCACCCGCACACACAAGAUUAUUACGUGGUGAUCUUGUGUCCGUGUGAAGUGGAUGUUCAGGUGAGGAGGAUCCUGCAGAUUCCACUCUGGUCUCAAAGGGUCAUCUACCUGCAAGGCUCCGCUCUCAAAAACCAAGACCUGCUCAGAGCCAAGAUGGAUGAUGCAGAAGCAUGUUUUAUUCUGAGCAGCAGGAAUGAAGCUGAUCGCAUGGCUGCAGAUCAUCAGACCAUUCUUAGAGCCUGGGCUGUGAAGGACUUCGCUCCAAACUGUCCUCUCUGCGUCCAGAUCCUUAAACCUGAAAACAAGUUCCAUGUUAAAUUUGCAGAUCAUGUUGUGUGUGAGGAAGAGUUUAAAUACGCCAUGUUGGCUCUGAACUGUCUGUGUCCAGCCACUUCUACACUGAUCACUUUACUGGUUCACACAUCUCGCGGCCAAGAGGGGCAGCAGUCUCCAGAGCAGUGGCAGAGGAUGUACGGCCGUUGUUCUGGUAAUGAGGUGUAUCACAUCCGUCUGGGUGACAGUAUGUUCUUCAUGGAAUACAACAGCAAGAGUUUCACCUACGCAGCCUUCCAUGCUCACAAAAAGUAUGGUGUGUGUCUGAUCGGUGUUAAGAGAGAAGAUAACAAAAGCAUACUGUUGAACCCUGGACCACGCCACAUCUUGGCUGCCAGCGACACCUGUUACUACAUCAACAUCACCAAGGAAGAAAACUCCGCCUUCAUCUUCAGACAGGAAGCAGAUCAGGGAAAGGGGCGGGGCCACUGUGACAUUUUAAAUAGCCCGUCUGGUCUUCCUGUUCACAGCAUUAUUGCGAGCAUGGGAACGGUUGCCUUGGAUUUUCAAAACACAAGUCCCACUAAGAGCGCCGUCAAACUGGCCCCACCCUCAGAGAAAGAAGCAGGAAGUCGCCGCCCGAGCAUAGCUCCGGUACUGGAGAUUGCAGACUCCGCCUCCUUAUUGCCAUGUGACCUCCUCAGUGACCAAUCAGAGGAUGAGGCUGGACACUUGGACGAGGACGUAACGGCCAAUGAAUUUGUGAAAGGAUAUCCCCCGAACUCUCCUUAUAUCGGGAGUUCACCGACCCUCUGUCACCUGCUCCGCCAGAAAGCUCCGUUCUGCUGCCUGCGGCUCGACCAGGGCUGUGCGCAUGUCUGCUUUGAGGACGCAAAAGCGUACGGCUUCCACAACAAACUCAUAAUUGUUUCAGCCGAAACUGCAGGGAAUGGUCUUUACAACUUCAUAGUCCCUUUAAGAGCCUAUUACAGACCCCGCCGAGAACUCAACCCCAUAGUGCUGCUCUUAGACAACCUACCUGACGAUCACUUCCUGGAGGCCAUAUCCUGCUUCCCCAUGGUGUACUAUAUGGGUGGCACCAUUGACAAUUUGGACAGUCUGUUACAGUGUGGCGUUCUGUACGCUGAUAAUCUGGUGGUGGUGGAUAAGGAGAGCACGAUGAGCGCAGAAGAAGACUACAUGGCUGACGCCAAAACCAUCGUCAAUGUGCAGACCAUGUUCAGGUUGUUUCCGAGUCUGAGUAUAAUCACAGAACUGACUCACCCCUCAAACAUGAGAUUCAUGCAGUUCAGAGCGAAGGAUUGUUACUCUCUCGCUCUGUCCAAACUGGAGAAGAAGGAACGUGACAAAGGUUCAAAUCUCGCCUUCAUGUUCCGUCUCCCAUUCGCCGCCGGUCGAGUGUUUAGUAUCAGUAUGCUGGACACACUUCUGUAUCAGUGUUUUGUAAAGGACUACAUGAUCCCAAUAGCCAGACUUCUGCUCGGACUGGACACCACACCUGGAUCAGGAUACCUGUGUGCUAUGCGUGUUUGUGAAGCUGACCUCUGGAUCCGGACAUACGGAAGAUUAUUCCAGAAGUUCUGUUCAUCUAGCUCAGAGAUCCCCAUCGGAAUCUACCGCACAGAGUCACACUCUCCACCUGAGGGCUCCGUCAGCACGGAGGGUUUAAGCGACACCAGGGAGAAGGGGGAGGAGCCAAAGGUCCUCACCCGGAGUUCGUCCAGCAGUGACCAAUCAGAUCACCCGCUCAUGAGAAAGAAGAGCAUGCACUGGACGAGGCGUCUCAGUAGGCGGAGCGUGAAGAGGAGCGACUCCUCCCUCAGCUUCAUGCACCAGCGUAAGGGCGUGUCUCGCCGCUCAGAAAGGGAGGAGCUUACGGAACUCGUCAGGAACCGCAUGCAACACCUGGGGCUGCACACAGCCGGAUACAAAGAUGUCACCAAUCUAACCGCCAGUGAUGUUAUGAACAGAGUCAAUUUAGGCUAUUUGGAAGAUGAGCUGAACGACCAGCAGAACUCUAUUUCAUAUGUGCUCAUAAACCCCGCCCCUGACACAGUGCUGCAGCUCAACGAUGUUGUGUUUCUGAUUCGUCCGGAUCCGCUGGCUCACGUUCCUGAUGCUCCGCCCACACAGUCCCGCCGCUGCAGGUCCACGACAGACACACCAGAAGUUUAACAAGUGAAAAUAUGUCGAUUAGAUUAAAUACAGACGCUGUGAAUCAGGUAAACACUGAGAAUACCGCAGAACGGUGAUGUCUUAAUAUUUUUAAUUAAAUGUAGAACUUUGCACCAGCUCUUUAAACUCUUAUAUUCACUUGUUGUUUCAUAUUUUAGAUUUAUCUGUAAAUUUUGGUCUAAACACAGCACUUAAUACUAGAAAAUGUAUGGAAAAGUGGCUUUUAACUGUGAGGUUACAGUGUGUGAGAAAUUUUGUGCAAUGGUGUAAAAAAAUCAGGGAUUAUUUUAAACUGUGGAGUGUUGCUGUCUCACACAAGACAACAGGGGGCGCCAUCUGACGUCAUUGUGUUCUCUCCGUGCAGGUGGCUUCUAUCAAAACAAAUAAAUACAGUAAUCGGGUUGCAAAAAUAUUUAUAAUGUGCAUUUACAAGUUUUGUUUGGUUGCCAUGUGUUUUCCUUCUUGUUUAUAUAUUUGUUUCUGUUUUAAACAAACAUCUUAAAAUUCAUUUUCUUCUAUAUUUGAACUGUCUGAAUGUUACAUUAGAUUACAAAACAUAAAAGUAAGCAGCAUUUAUUUAAACAGAGGACAUGGUCACGUUUAAAACAAAGCAUUUCGAUAAAAAUAAGUGACAGAAAUAUAGAUAUGAUGUAAAAAUUGGAUCUUAUCUGAAGCAUACACGUUCACAGUUUCUUGGAAAAGGUUUUGUUAACUACAUCCUAAAGUUAAAAUAACUUCAUACAUUUGUCCUAAAUCUCAAAACGUAAGAUAUUUUAAACACUACAUUUUAAAGAUGAUACAUAUAGCCCCAAAGAUUAGUUUAUUAAUGAGGAAUUUCAUAUUCAUUUAAUAAUUAUCAAGCCCAACUUUCUGACUUUUUAAUUUGAUCUUAAUUAUUAGAUGAAUAAAGAGUUAUUUUACAUUUAUUCAAAGCGAUCAAAACAAUAAAGGAGUUUUUCAGACGUGAUGCAAAGUCAUUCGUGAGAAAUACUUCAUGAUCAUUUGUUUGCAGAUGACAUUUGCUUUUAUGUUGUGUUAUACAACGCAGUGACAUUCUAGCUGCAUACUAGUAACAAUAAAAAGUGGAAUGUGUUGUUAUUCUAAUUACCAUGUAAUUUAAUAGAAUGUCAUUUGUCAGAUAUUUUUGUGGAUCUUGUGCCUUUAAAAAUUAAAGUGUUUACAGCAUACAAUGUUUCUGUGUGUGUGUGUGUGUGUGUGUGAAUUUGUUCUUUUUUAUGGUUAUUAAAGAUGUAAAGGUGUGUCAGCUUGGAAAUAAAAGAUGACAUUGAAAAAGUGGG
Molecule: messenger RNA, 5139 nt
Organism: Triplophysa dalaica
Lineage: Eukaryota; Metazoa; Chordata; Actinopteri; Cypriniformes; Nemacheilidae
Gene: kcnt1a
Product: potassium sodium-activated channel subfamily T member 1a
Exons: 31
Coding region: 140-3841 (1233 amino acids)
Biological process (GO): potassium ion transport
Cellular component (GO): membrane
Molecular function (GO): intracellular sodium-activated potassium channel activity
Source: RefSeq, a predicted model, not a curated record